GCAGGAUGCAUGACGAAGGCUCUCUUAGCCCAGCAACACGCAUGCACUGUAACCAUAGAAACAGACCAUACUGUCAAUUAUUAUCGUUGUUCUAUCUGUGAUACUGUGCUGUAUGUAGCCUGUCGCUAGCUGGUUAGGUAGCUAACUGGCUAAAUAUACUUUUUUUGUGGGGGAAUUUGUCGUUCAUGCCACAAGUUAUGGUUGUACGAGUAGAAGAAGUUGCUGCAUCGCUUGUGCGGGAAUUUCUCAGUCGGAAGGGACUCAAGAGAACGAUUGCCUGCAUGGAUGAAGAGCAUCCCCGCACAGAUGCCAGCAUCAACAAUAGAUCCGAUCUGCGACAAAUUCUUCACUUGGAAAGUCUAUAUAAAAGAAACAAGGCCCAAGACUGUCCCCUGAAAUCAAUGUUGGAAGUCAUUGUAAGACAUCACAUUGAAGGACAUAAAGAGGACAGGCCAGGCUUCAACAGUGAUGUCAUCCAGACCGUAUCAACUACACAGAAGUUGGUGACAAAGUCAGUGUAUGACCACAGCAGGGCAGAAGAGAACACUACUGGAUUUAUCUUCAACCAAACUGACAUGUCAAGGUCACUUUCAGAAGUUGUCUGUCCACCUCAUGGUACAUUAUCAUCAUUAGAAGUGUCAGAUACUCCCCCUACAACUACCCAGAGAAGUUUCUGGAGCCAUAGCCUUUCCUCAGAGGGCCAACAGGACCGACAGCCUGUACCCUCCUUCCUAGACAAUGACAGCGCCGCUAAAAGGGAAUCCUUUUCAGACAAAAACACGGUCGUCACCACAGAGAGUAGUCAUAAGAACAAAUCAAGCCGCCUCAGACGAGGCAUGAUGGCAGGUCCCAUAGCUAGUUCCCCCCAGGAAUCGAAUAGAAAACGUCAGACUCGACGGUUGGGAGGCCCUAAUCUUCUUCUGGCAAAUGAUGAAAACCACAAAAACAUCAGAGAUGGGCCUCUGUUGACUACUGUCCAGUCACUGAGAAUGGUUAAAGGGUUGACAGAGCUCUCCACUGCUGACCCCAUGAGAGAAAGCCAACAGCCGCGGCGCAGCACACUGGGGAAAGGAUUUGAUGAAGAUGGCUAUGGGUUUGAGAGAGUAGGAAAAGACAAGCACAAGACCAGCAAAACAAAAUCAAUGACCAAUCAAUAUGUUGAUCUGCACAUGUCGGAGAUGAUUUUGGAUGACAUUGAUGAUGAUGAGGAGUUGCGUGAGCUCUCCAGAGUGCCCUGCCACUCCUCCAGUUUGCCUCAAACCACUUCUGAUAGUCAACCCAUGGACCAGCAUACUGCCAUUGCCCUGAAAGAGCUCAUCCUUGGCUCCAGCACCAGUUGUUUCAGUGCCGAGUGGAGGAGUCAGAGUUUCACUUUCUCUGAUGCACCUGAUCUGAGAUAUGGGCUUGUUCAGAAGAAGGGUGGUCCUUGUGGAGUUCUGGCUUCAGUCCAGGCUUGUAUUCUGCAGAAACUUCUAUUUGAGGGGACCGGCAGUGACGCAGGGCACCAGAGAUUAAGACCCUCUGAUGCUGUGAGAACAAAGUGCCUCACGUUAGCCACUGCUGAGAUCCUGUGGAGGGCUGGGGAGGGGAAAAAAGCCACCAUCGCCAUAACAUCAGGAAGAAAUCAUUUCACCCCUACAGGACACCAUAGAUCUGAAGGAGUUCUAGAAAAGAUUACAUGUAUUGAUGUUGACAAUCUAAAGGACCUUCAGUUGCUUGUGGAACAGCAUAUUCAACAGUUUGAGUCGGGAGCCUUAGGGUGUAUAUUGCUCACCAUCUCUGCUAUUCUUUCCAGAUCUAUUGACCGGGUUAGAGAGGAUAUGGAUGUCCCCAACACCACACUCAUCGGAGCCCAUGGCUACUGCACACAGGAGCUGGUCAAUUUAUUGCUGUGUGGACAGGCUGUGUCCAAUGUCUUCAACAACAAUAUGGAGCUGGAUUCAGGCAAUGGAAACCUGACCCUUCUCAAGGGAAUAAGAGGUCGCAGUGACAUUGGACUGCUGUCCUUAUUUGAACAUUAUAAUAUAUGCAAGGUUGGUUCCAACCUGAAGACUCCCAAGUUCCCUAUCUGGGUGGUGUGCAGCGAGAGCCAUUUCAGCGUGCUCUUUGGUGUGCAGGAGCUGCUGAGUGACCAGUGUGUGAUCGGGGAGUUUGACCUGUACUACUACGACGGCCUAGCCAAUCAGCAGGAGGAAAUCUGCCUAACUGUCUCUUUAGGUACCUCAGGAAUAUCUCCUGGCUGCCAAGGUAUCGACACUGAUCUCAUUCCUCCUCUUGAACACUGUAUACGGACCAAAUGGAAAGAUGCCAUUGUCAAUUGGAAUGACACCGAGCCCAUACUUUGACUGGCUAGUGGAUAGAAGGUGAUGACUGUAGAUGAGACUGGGACGACCCCAUGGCUGGAGACACAAAAUAUACUGCUUUCUUAUUGCAAAAUAUGCCCUUAAGCAAACACUUUUAUCCAAAGCGAAUUAUAGUCAUGCAUGCAUGCAUACAUUACAGAUUAAAUAGAAUUGCUUACAGUAGCGGUGCAUGGGUAAAAUCACUGGGGAAGCCAAGCCCCCCCCACCCAAAAGCCAUAUUAUAACCUACUAUGUGUGUUGUGAUAAUUGCAUUUUUUGCUCUAGAACCUGUUAGUUCAUAUGCCUUGCCACUGUGAUAUAUAGGCCUAUGGCCGAGACAGUAAGAAGACAUAGUGGCAGAAUAAAUUCAACCACACCUUUGUUUCAUCACAAAACUGAAGAGAAACCUCUGUCCGGUGAAGUCCACAAAGCAUAUUUCAUGUAGCAAACAGUUAUAUGACCUACAGCAUAGUCAAGCAAGUUAAUGUUUCUGACUUUUCACUAAACAACUAUUGAUUUAGAACCACAGAGUUACCAUAAGUCUCAAAGAAAGCAGGAGCUGCCUCCACUAUUCCAGCACCAUUUCUACUUCAACAUUUCAACAUCAUCAAGUGAAAUCACCCAUGCUUGGUCUAAUACAGUGACAACUAAAAGAUACCAAAAACGAUUUAGUCCUAUCAACAUAAGCCAAAUGUGAUAUGGCUGUCCAUGGUUCUGCUUUCUCUCUGUGUGUGUGCGUGCAUUCGUGCAAGUAUAAAAAAACAUGUUUACUCACCCUACUUGUAGAGACACGCCAAUGCCAUCAUCCUCUUUCAUGUUGAUGAAAUGGUCUAUGAUUCUGUCAUACAGUACACACUUUUAGUUUUGUUGUCCUAGGGUACCUGGCUAAAAUGCUUUCUAGCUAGCUUAACUUCUUUCAUGAGCAACAAUGAGCCAGGCCAGCUAGUUAACAUUAGUCUACAAUGUCUAGCUACAUAUUGAACUUCCAUCCUCUCAGGCCAGGGGCACAAUGUAUGAAUUAAUGGUUGGAUCAUUAUCACCAUUAUAAUCAUUGGCCAGUAUGGAGAAUUAAAGCUGCAUUAUGUAACUUUUUGGUCGUCCUGACUAUAUUCACAUAGAAAUGGGAGUUAUAGAUCUGUCAUUCUCAUUGAAAUCACGUCUUAAGAAGCGGUAGAUCUGUUCUAUGCGCACAAUUUUUAUGCUUCCCGGUCUUAAGUUUGGUUUUUGUGUCUUUUACUUUCGGUUUUGAACGCCAGCUUCAAAUAGCUGAAAAUAUUUUUGGUUAUGGAAAAUAUAUUUCACUGCAGUUCAGAUGGUACAAUGAUUCUCUACACUAUUCUUGCUUGUUUUGUCACAUAAACUGAAAUUAGGUGAACUAUUAGACUUUUAACAACCAGGAAAUGGCAGUGUGCAUCUUUAUGUAAAACCACAAGUGCAAAUCCCUAUCUCCAUCCAUGGCUAAUUUAGGAAAGGGACAAUUUUAGCUAACUAGCUAGCUAGCCACCGGAGGACAACAACAUAACGAGAUGCAACAAUUCUAGUUUUUUUCUGUCAAUUCAAUAUUAGGAUGGUAUUGUUAAAGUUGCGCUAUGCAGAAAUCGCUCCGCCAUUUCCUGUUUGAUGAAACUCUAAUAGUUAAUCUAAUUUUAAUCUAUGUGACAAAAUAAGAUGGUACAGUGUAGAGAAUCAUUGUACCAUCUAAACCACUGUGAAAUAUAUUUUCCAUAACCCAAAAUAUUGUAUUUUCAGCUGUUUUGAAGCUGGUGUACAAAACCAGAAGUAAACGAUGCAAAAAUAAAACUUAAGAAUGGAAAGCAUAGAACAUAUCUACUGCUUUUUAGACUUGUUUUCAAGUUGAAUGAUAGAUCUAUAACCCACUUUUCUAUGUGAAUUUGGUCAGGUCGCACAUAAAGUUACAUAUUGACACAUUUAAUGUAAGUUACAUAUUGCCACUUUUACUGUUUUGGAAAGUCGGUGUAUUUGUAUUGUAUAAAACAGGGUUCUCCAACCCUGUUCCUGGAGAGCUUCCAUCCUGUCGAUUUUCGUUCCAACCCUGUUCCUGGAGAGCUUCCAUCCUGUGGAUUUUCACUCCAACCCUGUUCCUGGAGAGCUUCCAUCCUGUGGAUUUUCGCUCCAACCUUAAUCUAGCACACCUGAAUCGGGUUAGAGUGAAAUGGGGUCGCUCUCCAGGAACAGGGUUGGAGACCCAUGGUAUAAAGUAUAUUAUUUGAAUAAAUAUUAUUGUAUUUCAUCAACAACCACGUGUUGACACGAUCAUGGAGGCCGUUUUGUACAUGUUAAUUUACAUUUGAAUCAUUUAGCAGACGCUCUUAUCCAGAGUGACUUACAGGAUCAAGUAGGGUUAAGUGCCUUGCUCAAGGGCACAUUGCCAGGUUUUUCACCUAGUCAGCUUGGGGAUUUGAACCAGCGACUUUUCGGUUACUGGCACUUAACCACUAGGCUAGUCGCUGUCCCCAGGUCGCCUAAUUGUUUCUGAAUGCCUGAAGAUGUUCUUGUUAUAAGUGGUGCAGGAAAUGUUGAUUCCUACGCCUUAAAACGAGUCUUUACCUCAUCGUUUCUUACAUGGACAUGCCCAAUAUAAAGAGGAGUGCCUUGGAUUUGGCGUAGCCUAUGACAUGCAGCUUUGAUGACCAUCAGUCUUAAAGGUAGAGUCAGCAGUUAUUUCUGCAACAGCUAAGAGCAUCUUGCAUCUCGCUCAUCACAAUAUCAUCUGUGCGGCUUGUGGCAGCGUCAUUUAGCUCACUCUACCGUUUAAUGUAUGACAAUAUCCAUAGGGUAUUAUUACAUUUCAAACAUUAUUCUAUUACAUGACGUAUAUACUACAUAUCUAACCAUUUGAUGUUAUUUGUGAAAUGGACGUGUGUAUUUUUGACUGUAAAACAUUUGACUGUAGAUGUUUUAUUUGAAUGGUCAGAGUUGUAAACUAAUUUGUUUUAUUAAUUUAAAAGUUGUGGAUCACCUGUA
This is a messenger RNA of Salmo salar (Atlantic salmon), 5327 nucleotides long. RefSeq names its product MINDY lysine 48 deubiquitinase 4 (gene mindy4). Lineage: Eukaryota; Metazoa; Chordata; Actinopteri; Salmoniformes; Salmonidae. The record is from RefSeq and is a predicted model, not a curated record. Gene Ontology annotation, molecular function: K48-linked deubiquitinase activity; cysteine-type deubiquitinase activity. Gene Ontology annotation, biological process: protein K48-linked deubiquitination.